Tarenaya hassleriana is the source of this 3142-nucleotide messenger RNA. RefSeq lists its product as uncharacterized. The record is from RefSeq and is a predicted model, not a curated record. Gene Ontology annotation, biological process: mitotic sister chromatid cohesion; DNA repair. Gene Ontology annotation, cellular component: nucleus; chromatin. Bases 214 to 2889 code for a protein of 891 amino acids. NCBI's taxonomy places the organism in Eukaryota, Viridiplantae, Streptophyta, Magnoliopsida, Brassicales, Cleomaceae. The transcript has 14 exons.
CUUCGGCAUUUCCAUGUGAAUUGUUUGCAUGCUUAACACCUCGCUAAAACCCCAGAAAAGCGGAAAGCUCUCGCCUUUCUUGCCAUUGACCACGAGAUUACGAGUGCGCGAUUCUUCCUAAAACGCUGUCUUGCCAAUAGGUUCCUGUGAAACCGCAGUCCGACGAUGUUGUCUUGUUUUCUAGGGUUUUGCAGCUGAGAUUCCGUGAGAAAAAUGGGUUCUUUUGGUGCGGAGAGCGAACUUGCUCAGACACUCGUCGAGGCUGGGAAUAGCCUUCUCAACCCUCCGCCUUCAACCGAUGGGCUUCUCACUCUCCUCGAUGAAAUUGAGAGUUUGCUCUCAAAUGUCGAGCAAGACCCUCCAAUCUCUAUGCAAGAUGCCUUACUUCCUUCAAUGAAGGCUUUGAUUUCUGUUGACCUCUUGAGACACCCUGACCCUGAUGUCAGGGUUUCAGUUGUGUCGUGUUUAACCGAAAUCACAAGGAUAACUGCUCCAGAGGCCCCUUACGAUGAUGACCAAAUGAAGGAGAUCUUUAAGCUGACGGUAGAAGCUUUUGGAAAGUUGGCUGAUGUGUCCUGUCGCGCUUACAAGAAAGCAGAAUUGAUACUCGAUACCGUUUCAAAGGUCAGAUCAUGCUUGGUGAUGUUGGACUUGGAGUGCGAUAAGCUCAUUCUAGAAAUGUUUCAAGAGCUCUUGAAAAUCAUAAGCCCUGACCAUCCUCAAGCAGUACUUCUGGCAAUUGAUAUGAUAAUGAUCACGGUAAUUGAUGAAAGUGAAGAAGUUUCCACAGAUUUGCUCAAUGUUCUCCUGGCUUGUGUCAGAAAGGAAAACAAGAACAUUUCACCAACUUCUUGGAAGCUCGUGGAAAACGUUCUUAGUAGAUGUGCUUGUAAAAUUAAACCAUACAUCGUGGAAGCAAUGAAAUCCCCAGGGAACAGUUUGGAUUUGUACUCUUCUGUGGUUUCGUCAAUAUGCCAAAGUGAAUCUGGCAUUGCUAAGGAACGUAAAAUUGUUAAUGCUAAGGAAAAUGAGGCAGAUGAAAAGAGAUCAACAAGACAAGCGAUUCCAAGUGACUCAUUGGAGGAGACAUUAAAUCUGGGGCUUUCACGUAAGCGAAUUCGUUCUGGAAAUAUUUCUAGACGUAUCGAUGAUAGUUCCAAGCAGGCCAAUGAAGUUGACAAAAGAAGUAGAGAGGUUAAACGUAGUUCUAAGAAAGUGCAGCCGAAGAGCACAGAUGAUGAGACUGAAUCAGUGAGAACUCUGAAAAGAAAGGUAAGGAAACCCAAUUCUCUACUGAAUCGAGAGGAAGGCUACGACCAUUCCUGGGUAUCUGGAGGAAGAGGUUCAGUUAAGGCGGCUUCAAGCAAGAAACUGCGUAAAAAAGGACGAGGGGGUUCAUCUCUUGGAAAUCCAGAUGCCAAGAAUACACCUUUCGCUGAAGAAAGUACGAGUUUGCCAUCUAAAGCCGGUCAAACGACUCAGUCCGUUGUUAUUUCCCUCCCUUCGCCUUAUGGAAUUGUGAGGGGACCACGUAAACGAAGUCGGGUUAAGACAGAAGAGAUAGAUCAAGAUAGUUCUCUCUCUUCACCCACAGCAAAGAAAGAGACAUCAACCACUCAAGCUAAGAAGAAAAGUUCGCUACAUGCUUCCAUGAAGACCGAGCCAUGUGAUGAAGAAUAUCUGGUGAUGUCAAACCAUGAGAACUUCGAAAAAGCAGAAGUUGGCCGAAAGGCUGUCAAGUCAGGCAGAAAGGCUGUGCUCCAGAAUUGUUUGAAGGAAAAAGCCAUGAAGAAGCCACUCACAGGAGCUAAGAAGGUAAAGACCAGUGGAAAAGGAUUGGUCAUUCAGUCUGGUGCUAAGGAAAAGGGUAAAGAAGGCUCAACCUCUGAUGGGGUUAUUCCCCGAUCAUCUAAGAGCAAGAACCUGCAGAAGAUGGUUUCUCAUAUUGCAACUAGACCUUCGGGAGAAGGAUCUGAGGAAUCUCCCAAAACCCAUCCCAAGAGGAAACGGACUGCUAGAAAAGAAGUGGAUGCUGAGAUGUCUGGCCUUGGUGCAGAGUUGGUUGGUAAGAGAAUUAAGGUCUGGUGGCCUCUAGAUAAGACGUUUUAUGAAGGCGUUAUAAACUCUUACGAUGAUCAACAAAAGAAGCACCUGGUGUUAUACGCUGAUGGGGAAAAUGAAAUGCUUAAUCUGGAAGAAGAACGUUGGGAGUUCAUAGAAGACAGCACUCCAGCCGAAGAGCAGGAUCAGGAAACCGAUCUCCCGGAGGAGUCCAUGACUUUAUCUGGCAUACUGCGAAGACAGAAAGCACAUAAAAACAAAAAUGGACCCACGCCCAGUUCCUCAGAAACAAGAUCAUCAAAGAGGACACUGAAGAAAGAAGACGAUGAAAUGGAGUUUGAAAAACAAUCGAAAAGAGUCAAGGGCAAAGCAUUCAAGAAACCGGUGAGCGAACUGAAGCCUGAAAUCGAAGAACCCGAAAACAGAGAAGGGAAAACUCUCAAGUCCUUGAAGGAAUUGAAUGCUGAACCUCACCAAGCAGAAGUGAGUGACGGUCAAAAGCCGGAGGCUCAAGAACCUACGACCAAGAGGGAAGUUAACGGGAAAUCUCUGAGAGAUCCGAAUGAAGAGUCCAUUACUGAGGAAGAAAACCCGGAAUCAGUUGAAGAGCCAAAUGAAGGAACAGAAACAGAUGGCAAAGAACCAAAUGGUGAUGGGACAGAGGCUAUGACUGAAGCAGAGAAACAAGAGGAAACAUGCAAAAGCAUGUCUGAGGAUGGAAAACAAGAAUCUGGUGGAGGAGGAAACGACCCGGAAUGCGAGAAAAAGCAGAAUGCAGAGCCAAGGGAAGUAGAAGGCGUCACCAGCUCUCAUCUGAGUGACCACUGAGCUCAUUGUGUGAGAUGAUGAAUGCGUGCUUAGCGUAGUUAGGUGGUGUGGUGGUUUUAAUCAUGCAAGAGAGAGAGAGAGAGAAGGGUCCGUACUAGUGUGUUUGGUAAUGGUUGCAGCCUUUUUCGUUAGAUUGUGGGGUUCUUGUCCAGGAACUUGAUGGAUCUCUGUCUUGUAAUGGAUCUGGUUUUUAACUGGCCUCACUUUGUUUUUACUGUAUUUAUAUGCGUUACUGUGUAUGUCUUGUCUGCCA